This is a messenger RNA of Patella vulgata (common limpet), 2791 nucleotides long. Its product is annotated as cytochrome P450 2B9-like. Lineage: Eukaryota; Metazoa; Mollusca; Gastropoda; Patellidae. Bases 148 to 1719 code for a protein of 523 amino acids. The transcript has 10 exons. Gene Ontology annotation, molecular function: monooxygenase activity; oxidoreductase activity, acting on paired donors, with incorporation or reduction of molecular oxygen; heme binding. The record is from RefSeq and is a predicted model, not a curated record.
GAGGAAUAGGAAUGGAAAUGAAAUGUGACGUGGGGUUUAGCGUCUUACUGCUACUGAAGAAUGGAUACAAUAGUUAUGUAAUAAUAUUGAAUUUUAUACAAUAUGCACUUUUUUCAUAUCUAGAUAACCGAGUUUCCAGUUUCCAAGAUGGCAAUAAUAGACUCCAUAAAACAUAUACUAGAAGAACUAGUUAAAUAUAUACCGGAUGUAGUGUAUGAUUAUAUACCAGAAUCUAAAAUUAGUAGAUCUAUAUUGAUUGGUGUCGCAACAGGUGCUCUGGCUUAUAUUAUCUUUAAGAAGAGAUAUCGUUUACCCCCAGGACCCUUUGCUUGGCCCCUGAUUGGAAAUACAGAAGUAUAUAGAAAAGGUAACCUGGCAAAGAAAUUCCUCAAAAUGUCGAAAAAAUAUGGACCAGCUUUUAUGUUUUACAUGGGACCAAUACGCUGUCUUAUAUUAAACCGUAUUGAUGUUAUUAAUGAAGCUUUGCUCAACAAGGGAGCUAGCUACUCUGAUCGUUUCCCGAUUUAUUCUAAUGAAAUUCUUUUCGAGGGAGGACAAGAUAUUAUUAACGGUAGAUACGGCACUGGAUGGAAACUAAGAAGAAAGAUAGCAGGUCGUGCUAUGAGGUUAUUUAUGGUUAGUGGAAACUUUAAUAUAAAGUUAGAAGAAGCUGUAUCUAAAACAGUGGAAGCCAUGUUAAAAGAGAAAGGGCCUUUUGAUCCUAAACCCUAUAUGUUCUUUACAACUUUAAAUAUUUUAGGGGGCAUGGUCUUCGGCGCAAAGUAUGAAUAUAACGAUGAAAAUUACUUAGAUCUACUCAACAGCUUUGAGGAGAUUACCAGAGUUAGUUCAGAGGGAGUAUUUCUAGAAAAUAUGUUCCCACCGGCCAGAUGGUUCCCGUCAAAAAGGUUUAAACGUGCUAUCCAACUAGUUAAACAUUUUUUGGAUAUUAUGAGAUCUAAUAUCGAAAGGAUAGAAGGUCAAUUUGUACCAGGUAAAAUAACCAACUUCACAGAAAGUCUUCUUCAAGCCGAAAGAGAAAUGCGAGAAGAAGGCGAAGAGAAUAUGACCCACUUUAAACAUCACCACAUAGUGUUGAUAGUAUUUGACAUGUUUUUAGCUGGUAAUGAUACCUCAAGACAAACAUUAUACUGGGCUUUAAUGUAUAUGGCUGGCCUUCCAGAUGUACAGAAGAAAAUACAAGAUGAAGUGGAUUCGGUCGUUGGGAAUGGUAGAUACCCUUCCACAUCAGAUAGAGAAAAUCUCUCUUAUACAGAUGCUGCAUUACAUGAAAUUAUGAGACUAGGAACAGCGGUACCAGUAGGAGUUCCUCACAUGACAAGCUGUGAUACUACGAUAGAUAAUGGUAAAUAUGAGGUUCCUAAGGAUACCAUGGUUUUCAUCAAUCACUGGGGAAUUCAGAAUGAUCCAGAUAAUUGGGAAGAAGUGGACAAGUUUAAACCAGAAAGAUUUUUAGAUAGUGAUGGAAAAAUGGCACCAAAACCCGAAAACUGGCUCCCAUUUAGUGCUGGUAGAAGAGUUUGCCUUGGAGAACCAAUGGCUAAACCAGAACUGCAUUUAAUUCUAGCAGGUUUUUGUCAGAGAUUGGUCAUAGAACCAGAACCAGGAAAGACAAUGAAUUUGGAACCCAUGGACAAUGGACUUGUAAUUAGCCCCCAUCCAUACAAGAUCGUAGUUAAGCCACGAAUCAACCCUUAAACUUAUAUUUGUUUUUCAAAAAUAUUUGCUUGUGUUUACAUAUAUUUGUAAAAAAAAAUAAGAUGAUGAUUUUAAAAAAAAAAAACAAACGCACCGAAGGAGCAAACCAAAAUUACCCAUUUCACUGAACUUAAAAGACUUGGGGUUUUUUUCAACCAGAACAUUUGAGUUUUUCUUAACCAUGAGUGCAGGUAGCAGGUAGAUCACACACAGAUCAAACAAACUAGACCACAACAAGGCAACAAGCGAUGCCAACGAAACAAAUCACAGACAUUGUAAGCACGGUAUGGAGUCACUUUCCAGAAUACCUAAAUUAUAAUGUCUGAUAAUAUUGUUAAACGUUGAACGACUGGCUCUUAGAAAUGGGGGGGGGGGCAAUGGUUUAAUGCGUGCGCUUUAGAUUAUAAGGUCUGUCGUUGGGUCAAGUGGCGUGGUUUCAAUUCGCGCCGCUUGUACGUGACAAAGGAUUGGGUCGCCUGCCCAAUCUCGUGAUUUUUCCCCGGGACCACCCACUACUAAAGACUCCUAUUAAUCAAAUAAAAUUAAAGCAUAUGUUAGUUUGUGUCGAGUGGACGUUAAACUCUCUCUCUCUCUCUCUCUCUCUCUCUCUCUCCCAGAAAUGAAUAUAUAUGCCGUUAGCUCUUACUAAUGAAAGCAUGUCAUUAACUAGUAGAAAUCAUAUUUUUUUUGUAUGUAAUAAAUUAGUGUUUUAUACUUUUCAAAAUUUACAUCGUCUGUGAUACUUAUUGUUUGUUAUGUCUCUUUUUUUACAGCAGCCUUUAUGUAUAUUCUAACUGUAUGGGAACAUCUGGUUCCAUUUAAUUGUAUAAAAUACUGUCAAUAAUUAUAUAAAGGGGGACAUCUCACUGUGCCCCCUGCUAUUGUUCUCAUGGGGGGAUUAAUCAAGCAAGGGGAUUAUCGAAUACAAUGGUGUUAAAAGUAUAGUCUGUUUUUUUAAACUACUAGUCUUAAACUAAUUAACAACUUUAUUCACAAUAAAUUUCAUAAAAGUAACAACAAAUACAUGUAUCAAACAUAAAUCAUAACCCUACUAAAUGUGAUAUGGCGUCAG